AUGAGCCACCUCCUCUGCCCGCAGCUGCCAACCCUGGCUGCCUCACCCCUGCUCUACCUGUACGGCUCUGAGCAGCCUGGGCUGCCACUGGCUUUCGCCCCCGCAGCCGCCCUGGCCGCCUCGGGCCGGGCCGAGCCCCCCCAGAAGCCGCCCUACAGCUACAUCGCGCUCAUCGCCAUGGCCAUUCAGGACGCGCCCGAGCAGCGGGUUACGCUCAAUGGCAUCUACCAGUUCAUCAUGGACCGCUUCCCCUUCUAUCACGACAACCGGCAGGGCUGGCAGAACAGCAUCCGCCACAACCUCUCUCUCAACGACUGCUUCGUCAAGGUGCCGCGCGAGAAGGGGAGGCCUGGCAAGGGCAGUUACUGGACGCUGGACCCCCGCUGCCUGGACAUGUUUGAGAACGGCAACUACCGGCGCCGCAAGAGGAAGCCCAAGCCGGGCCCUGGGGUGCCCGAGUCCAAGCGGGCCAGAGCAGAGACGCAGCCCGAGGCGGAGGGCGAAGGAGCAUCCCUUUGCCCCGGGACCCCCCGCCCUGAGGACGGAGCGCCCGCGCGCCCCUCGCCGUCCCCUGACGGACCCUCUCUGCGGGCUCCCAUCCCCUGGCCGGGGCCGGGGUCCCAGGACGAGUACGCGCGCGACGCUGUCCAGGGCGCAGCAAGCGCGGCUGUCGGCCAGCCAGGGCGCAAGGCGGAGAGCCCCGGGUGCCCUCCGCGCCCCGCCUCCCGAAGCUCUCCGAAAGGCGCAGACAAGGCCAAGAGUUUCAGCAUAGACAGCAUCCUCGCGGGGAGGCCGAGCCCGGAGCCCGCAGCGAGGGUCGAGCUCCCGGGGGGCGCCAAGCCAGGCCCCGGCGGCGGAGUGGGCGCGUCGCUGCUAGACAGCUCCGCCGGCCUCCGCCCGCCGUUCAACGCUUCCCUGAUGCUCGACCCGCACGUGCAGGGCGGUUUUUACCAGCUCGGAAUCCCCUUCCUCUCCUAUUUCCCCCUGCAGCUCUCGGACACGGUGUUUCACUUCCAGUAA
This is a messenger RNA of Trichechus manatus latirostris (Florida manatee), 1020 nucleotides long. It is a transcript of the gene FOXL1, whose product is annotated as forkhead box L1. The transcript has a single exon. The record is from RefSeq and is a predicted model, not a curated record. Gene Ontology annotation, molecular function: DNA-binding transcription factor activity, RNA polymerase II-specific; RNA polymerase II cis-regulatory region sequence-specific DNA binding. Gene Ontology annotation, biological process: regulation of transcription by RNA polymerase II; anatomical structure morphogenesis; cell differentiation. Lineage: Eukaryota; Metazoa; Chordata; Mammalia; Sirenia; Trichechidae. The coding region runs from base 1 to 1020 and encodes 339 amino acids.